UUUGUAAAGCAAAAUUACCAACAUGUCUAUCAGAGUUUUGCCUUUUUGGUUAUCAGUUCAACAAUUUUCUAUUGUUAAAAUGAAAUAUUUCGUUGCUUCAAUUUGCAUUUUUCAAUUGAUUGGUUUUUCGAUCGCUUGCGGCGGAUACAGUCUGGAUUUAGUCGAAGUGCAAAGUGGCCCAGAUAACAAUAUCAAAUUUAAAGAGAUAAUCGAGGCCAGAGUGACGGAUGAUUGUCGAACGGUUGGAGCCGCUUACUUGACCAUCGAGAGGCCAUUCACUUCAGCAUUGAUAUCUAUUAAGAUUAGACAAGGUUCUACGGAUCUAUUUACCAUAAAGAACAAGGAGCUGGGUGAAUAUUUAUCAAAUAUUGACAUUAAUGGAUUGGAAUUCCCUAUUCUAGAAGCAGGAACUGUUCUCAUCCGAUUUGCAGAAAGAGCGAACAUCUCGGAAUAUGGACCAUUUUUAGGAUUUAUUGCUGGACAGAUCAACGUGCUACUGAAGGUGUGCUACGAUGGAAAUGAAUACAAUCCAGAUGUAUUCGCGAUGGUUAUUAACAUCACACGGAAAAACAGUAUAUCGUCAGUGUAUUAGUCAUUGUCAAUAAAUACAAUAGAAUCUUAA
Bradysia coprophila is the source of this 622-nucleotide messenger RNA. RefSeq lists its product as uncharacterized. NCBI's taxonomy places the organism in Eukaryota, Metazoa, Arthropoda, Insecta, Diptera, Sciaridae. The record is from RefSeq and is a predicted model, not a curated record.